Molecule: messenger RNA, 4740 nt
Organism: Vicugna pacos (alpaca)
Lineage: Eukaryota; Metazoa; Chordata; Mammalia; Artiodactyla; Camelidae
Source: RefSeq, a predicted model, not a curated record
AUGUUUGUAGUUACAGCGGCUUCCUCGGAGACCAGGGAACGGGACCUGGAAUGUGAUGUCUCAGGAGAGACCGUCAGGAACUUCAUGGAGGCACUCCAAGCUGCUGGGCAGCUGUCAGCAGAUAAUAUCUUACAAACCCUCAAGUUGCUGGAAGUCAAAGUCCUGAAUAACAGGAUGACAACUUCAUCACGCCAGAAGGUGACCGACACCCUUGUGGACUACCUGCGGGCAGUGAAACCAGAAGGAGAACUGGAGGAGAUGUGUGUUUCAGUAUUAAUGGCCCUGGGGUCCCAGUCUCCAGAAAUGGUCAUCGUCAAACUGUGGGACAGACUGCGUCUGCACGACCUGCCCCCGAGGAGCCUCCUGGUCACAGUGGGGAAGCUGAGCCUUGGCCAGGGUGUGGCCCCCUACCUUGGUGCCACGUGGGAGCACAUCCUGUGCUUUCUGAGGAUGGCCCAAGAGGAGGAUGACGUGUUGGCGAUCUGUCGAGCUCUCAGUGGAUUGGUCAUCAGUGCCCGGAAGCAUCUGGAUCUGGGCUCUACAGAUGAUGAAGUGAUGGACAUCACCCCAGAGGCAGUGUCCAUCAAGGCCUACCACACCCUCCGCAUUCUCUUCAACCAUUGGUCUCUGAAGAACAAGAACAAGGUGACUGAGCAAGUCCUGGUGAUAGCUGGCCACCUCUUCUUCCUCAUGCCACCGUCCAAACUCAAGAACCAAGUGAACCAGUUGAUCCAGUGGCUAAUGACUUUGAUAACUACAGGAGUGACGCCUUUCUACAUUUCCCAGGUGACUGGGUGUAUCUGCCAGCUUGUGGACGCUCUGGCUGUCAGCGGCUGCGGGGGCAUGAACUUGGAGUCCCAGCUGGAGAACAUCGUGCCCAUGCUGUUCACGCAGCUGCACGAAAAAGUCAACACGUCAGAUCCCUACUCUGUCCAGAGCCGCAGCCUCGCCAUGAGGGCUUUCUUCAUCCUGACGAAGUUACACAAUGACCAGGUGGUACUGUUAAUCCGAAAGACCCUGGAAUCCAAGGAUCCGGCCAAGAUAGUGCCAGCCCUUCAAGUGUUCAUGGAAAUAUUCCAGGAAGUGCCCCAGACAGAGACGCUCAAGCGUGAGGUGAUGCACUCCAUCGUUGUGCUGAUCCAGGAGGAUCUCAAACCAGUGCGGAAGACCCUUCUGAGCUUCCUUGAGAUGCUGGGCCGCCUCGGCUACCUGACCCUUCCCCAGGGAGACGUCGUCAUCGACUACACCAUCCAGCUCUGCCAGUCUGACCGCUCAGUGCCCUUGCCUAAGCUGAUCACCUUGCUGUGUCAGCCCAGCAACAGCCUGGCCUUCGUGCCGCUGAGUAAGACGGCCACGGAGAUGGCCCUGAGGGCCCGGGCCCUGGGCCAGGUCCCCUACCUCAGCGGCUUCCACCUCCAGCUCCUGAUGGUGCGCUGCCCGUCGGGACACCCUGGAGCUGGCACUGACUGUGUCCUCUUCUUUUAUCCUCUCUUUAACUUAGCCACCCAGUUCAUCUCCCCACAGAAACUCCUGGUCCACCUUGUGAUGUUUUCCCUGAAACCCUAUAGAGAAAAGGAAUUUGGUGUAAGCUCGCUAAGGCUACUGAAUGCCUUGCAUCCUAUCACCUCGCUGCACCCCAUUAUCAACUUGGAUGUGGGCUGGCUGUGGACAAAGGAGAUCCCCAAGAUGCUGCAGAUCCUGGAUGAUCACACCGAGAAGACCCUGAGUCAGAAGGAGUGGCAGGACAGGCUGCUCCAGUUUUCAAGUCAGUCUUUAUUGGCCAUCGGUGACGACAAGUGGCUGGAACAGCUCCUCAGCGUCAUCUUGGAGAGGAUAAAUUAUUUCAGCGACGAAGCCGAGGAGAAGGCUUUCCUGUAUAAGUUAUUCGGCUUCUGCCUACGGACCACACGGAACACGGAACUGUUGAAGAGCAUGCUUUCCUCCCUCCUGCAGACUGCCCACGAGGAGCUGCAGGAGAGAGAGGGCAUCGCCGUGGCGCUCAGCAUUGUGUCCACGAAGCAUCUGAAGACAGCCCUGGACCACCUGCAGGCAUACGGUGCUGUCCUCACUGACAAGGCCUCAUCCUUCAUACUCAGACUGAUGAAGGAGCAUCAGCCCAGGGAGUGGGGGCUGGUCUGUCACACCAUCUACUUGUGCUACAGCAAGAUUGUCUCAGAGAGCAAGGCGGCCGCCUUCGAGCACUUGGACGCCAUCCUGGCCCUGGUCCUGCAGCACUACCGCCACUGCAUCGUGGAGAAGGACAAGAACCUGAAGCUGGACUACCUGGACGCUCUGACCAAGCUGACCGGGGUCCUGGGCAGCCAGCCCGCGGCCUUCCGCUUGGAGUUCCCCCACAAACUGGAGAUGGUGGCCUUCAUGGUGGAGCUCAUCAAGGAGGAGCCGCUGACCUCCAUCUCCAGCCCCAUCAGGCAGAAGGCGAUGAGCAUUGUCACUGACUUCAGGCAGCUCAGGCCCCUCUUAGAGGUGAAGGAGAGAGCAGAGCUGCUCCGGGCGUGCUGCAAGAGUGUGUUCUGCCUGCCGCCCACAGAUGUGUUGCGAAAGGAGGCGUCCCGUCCCCGGGAGGCCAGUGCCAACGUGGAUCUGUUCAGGGAGACCCUGCAGUCCCUCCAGAAGCUAAUGGAAACACUUAUUGUCGAGAUGCCCACUCGGAUCCAGCACUGCUUGGAGUUCCUGGACACGUGGCUGAACUCCCAGAAGGACAGCGAGCGGGAACGGGCCAUGUGGUGCACAGCCUGUGUUCUUGGCUUCACUGCAAAAAUGAACAACUUUGAAACAGAAAUUGAGUUCACCCGGCUGGGGCGCUUGGUGAGGCUGCUGGCCGUACGCUGCCAGGACCCCGUGGACAAUAUCUGCUUCCUGUCUGCCCAGGCCGUCUACAGCCUCUACUGCAUCCUCCUGCAGCGAAAGAAGAUGGCAAGGAAAAAACAGGGCUUGUGGGAGGAAGAGGGCAGGAGCGAAGUGUACAGUGCCAGCAUGUUCUACAACAGCACCUUUGAGAUUGCCGAGCCCGACCGCACCGUGUUGCAGGCGUUUGCGGAGUACUUCACCCAGACGCAGGUCACCAACCUGGUGCUGACGGCCAUGGAGGGCCUGACCAACAGCAAGGCCAAGGAGUCUCUGGCUGCAGCCCAGCUGAUGAGUGGUGUCCUGAAAGAACGGGGCAGAGAUAUGAAGAAGAUUGAGGAAGUUGUGGAGGGCAUCCUGGAAUCGCUCAGUUUGCAGCUGGAGCCCAGUACGAAGGAGGAGACCCUGCGGGCCAUGUGCCUGCUGGCGGGCAACAAUGCCCACAUUGUGGUGCCCCUGCUGCUCAACAAGCCCCUGCCCUGGAACAGAACCAGCCUGUCGGUGUGGAAGGCGUUUGGCACCCAACGAGAGACCACAAUCGGUGUCCUGCAGGUGCUCAUAGGCGUCCUGGAAAAGCUCGACUCCAGGGACGAGACCGGGGAGAUGCCCUUCCGGCCUGUGGCGGUGGCCUGUGCGUUGUGCGAGAUGCUGUCGGGGUCCCUGUGCCAGGAGGCCGUGAAGGAACUCUACCCGCGGCUGCUGCUGGCAGUGCUGCAUCAUCUCUGCUGGGUGAUUGAGCAGAAGCCCCCCCAGAAGAUGGUGGUCUACACCAAGGAGGGGGGCCUGGGCAGCAAGAGCAAGCCCUUCGAUCCCACUAGUUGUGCCCUGGAGGUGGUGAAGUUGGUGCUGUUGGCAGCCGCGUAUGAGAGCGUGGUGUUCUAUGGAAACCAGCAUCGCAGCUGGGACCUCCUGUCCUGCCCCAAAUUUUACUAUAUAGGGAUCAUGGACCUGACCAGUGCCAUGGUGAAGAACUGUGAGCCGGCCAUCCUGCACCAGCUCCUCAGCCUCGUCAGGAACUUCCUCUACAGCUUAGAUCAUCGUUGGAAGGUCCUGGCCAGGGCCUUCUACGCGCAGCUCCUCUGGCACCGGUCAGUGGCUCAGACUCUGGGGCAUGACUUCCUGAGCAACCUUGUCACGUGGAUCAAGGAGCCUGACCUUGUCAUGAAGGAAGUUGGGCUCCGGGGCAUCAGUAACCUGGCACUGCAUCCAGGACAAUCGGCGUCUCUGAAGAGCCUGGUUCCGUCCUUGAGAGACCUGCUGAAGAAUGAGGUGCGCGUGACGGUGCAGGCAGUGAAGAGCCUGCGAAACAUCAUCUGCCACGGGCAGGCAGAGGACGCUAAGGUGGUCUUCUGCAGCAUCUCCAAACACCUGCGCCCACUCAUCAACGAUGAGAGGGACCAGGUGAAGAUCUCAGCCACCUCUGCCCUGGGCCACAUGCUGCAUCAGGUUGACAAAUGUAAGCCUGGGCCCUCCAUCUGGAGGGAGAUCUACACUUUCCUGGUCCCGCUGCUGCUCAGUAUUCAGGACAACAACCCCGAGGUGGUCAAGGCCUGUGGAGGGGCCCUGACCGAGUGGACUAAAGUGAUUGGCUGGUCAUCGCUCACGCGGACAUUCCGCCACACCACUCUCAGUGACCACAUCCAGGUAUUGGAAGAGACAUGCAAGUACCUGGUGGUCACCAGCAGAAGACAGCUCUUGGGGGAGUUACUGUCCCAGAGCUUUGGCUUCCUGAAGAGCCCGCAGCCCUUCCUGAGGACAGCUGCCGUCAGCUUCAUAGAAUUAACAGUUAAAAGGAUAAGCAUGAAUCACUUACACGAGGACGAUGUGCGGCUGUUCCGGAACGGUGAGUCUGGGCUUGUGCCCGGGGGCCGGUGA